AUGCCUCCAAUUCGCUCCGUUGAUCUUCCUUCAAGGUCCAGUGAGAAUACCCCUGAAAAUGCAACUCAAACCAGCCCAGCACCUCGACGUCGACAGGAGCUAGAUCCAUUUACUCGCACUAGGAUUUGCACUCUCAAGACUAUAGCCGGGUGGAGCUAUAAACAAAUUCAAAACCAAUACCCCGACAUUCCAUACAGAACAAUCGUUAGUACAGUUCACAGGGAAGAUAAGCGAGUACAAAAUGCCUCAUCUCCACGCUCUGGCCGGCCGAAAAAGCUUGACGGAGACGACAAAGCAAAGAUUCUAGAAGCUGUUGACAAAAAUCCCCAUAUCAAAUACGAAGAAAUUCUCGCAAUGGUCAAUCAUAAGGUUGCCAAGCAAUCGAUUUGGCGUCUCCUGCGCGCAAAUGGAAAACAGAAGGCGUCAGUCACUCUCCCUCCGCUAAAUCUGCGGAGAAUGAAGUAUUCCGAUACCAUCGAUUGCUAA
Penicillium odoratum is the source of this 486-nucleotide messenger RNA. RefSeq lists its product as uncharacterized. Bases 1 to 486 code for a protein of 161 amino acids. The transcript has a single exon. The record is from RefSeq and is a predicted model, not a curated record. NCBI's taxonomy places the organism in Eukaryota, Fungi, Ascomycota, Eurotiomycetes, Eurotiales, Aspergillaceae.